CCUUUAUUAAUUUUCAUUUGACUCACUCAAUAAUACUUAACAGUUAACACAAUCUGAUCUGAUUCCCACAAAUGGUUGCCAUGGAGAAUCCUCUUGUUAGCCCUUAUAAGAUGGGCAAGUUCAAUUUAUCCCACAGGGUGGUGUUGGCACCACUCACCAGACAAAGAUCCUACAACCAUGUUCCUCAGUCCCAUGCUGCCUUGUACUACUCUCAGAGAGCUUCCAAGGGAGGCCUUCUCAUAUCUGAAGCUACUGUCAUCUCUCUCUCUUCUCAAUGGUAUCCCAACAUACCGGCAAUAUGGACUAAGGAGCAGGUCCAAGCAUGGAAGCCUAUUGUAGAUGCUGUCCAUGCCAAAGGUGGCAUCUUCUUUUGUCAGAUUGGCCACGUUGGAAGGGUUUAUGAUCCAGAGUAUCAUCCAGACGGGCAAGAGUUAAUAUCCUCCACGGACAAGCCACUCACACAGUUCACACCACCUAGGAGGCUAAGAACAGAAGAAAUUUCACAUGUUAUCAAUGACUUUCGACUUGCUGCUAGGAAUGCUAUAGAAGCUGGUUUUGAUGGGGUUGAGAUCCAUGGCGCUCACGGCUUUUUACUGGAGCAAUUUAUGAAAGACAAGGUGAAUGAUCGAACGGAUGAGUACGGUGGAUCGCUUGAGAAUCGUUGUCGUUUCACUUUGGAAGUUGUUGAAGCUAUUGUGAAUGAGAUAGGAGCAGAAAGAGUUGGAAUUAGACUAUCACCUUAUGCAGAUUAUGCAGAAUCUGGAGACUCCAAUCCAGAAGCAUUGGGGCUUUAUUUGGUUAAUGCCCUCAACAAAUAUGGUAUUCUCUACUGUCACAUGGUUGAACCAAGAAUGAAAACUGUAGGAGAAAAAGUUGAAAGCCCUCACAGCCUUGUGCAGAUGAGAAAAGCCUUCAAUGGCACUUUUAUUGUUGCUGGAGGAUAUGACAGAGAAGAUGGGAUCAAAGCUAUAAGAGAAAACAGGACAGAUCUUGUUGCAUAUGGUCGUUUGUUCUUGGCUAAUCCAGAUUUGCCAAAGAGAUUUGCACUUGAUCAUGCUCCUCUCAACAAAUACAAUCGCCAAACAUUCUACACUUCUGAUCCUGUUAUUGGUUAUACUGAUUAUCCAUUUCUUGAAUGAACUCAUGUUUCAUAAUUUUUGUUUAGUAGUUCGAUAAGGACGAUGAUGCUACAUAAUUUUUUGGGUCAUUGCUUAGAAUCAAGUUUAUAUAUAGUGCACAAGGUUCAAGAUUUAGCACAUAGCAUGUAACUACUAUGUAUUUGUAAUUUGUUUGCAAUAAUCUUAAUAUGGCCCAACAAUUACGCAAGAA
Molecule: messenger RNA, 1329 nt
Organism: Arachis ipaensis
Lineage: Eukaryota; Viridiplantae; Streptophyta; Magnoliopsida; Fabales; Fabaceae
Product: 12-oxophytodienoate reductase 2
Molecular function (GO): FMN binding; oxidoreductase activity
Source: RefSeq, a predicted model, not a curated record